UGUAGGUUCAAGCUGCAUAGGUCCUCAUCGUAUCCGGAAAAACUCAGGGAUUAUGAACCCUGGCCACGCGGUUGGCAUGUCGUGCUUCCCUAUUCGGGCAACGUGAAAACGAGGACGCUAAUCAAAGUCUCGACGUCAUCGCGUCAUCCUCGGUGCCCCUCAAAAAGUGGGCUUCUUCUCCUCUCAACUUGCUUCGCACUCCCAUCAUCUCCUCCCCCAAACUACUCCUUUCACGAGUAUGCGGCCCUUCGCGUCCCACCUGUUCUGGUCUAACAAUGUCCCAGCUAUAACGAACUCACAACUCUGAAAAUGUCGCGCGCGUUCUGCAUCCCAGGCAUCGUGUUCCUCCUGUGCGCGCUUGUCCUGAGCGUCAUCGUCUCCAUCUCCCUCCCCUUCCUCCCCGCGAUCGACUUUGUUCGCGUCAAGUUCGCGUCUGGGGUUACGGCUGCCACCAACGGGGACGCCAUGACGGAGCUUAGAUUCGGUGUAUGGGCGCCCUGCUACUACGACACUCAUGGCGCUCGGACAUGUUUUAAGGCCGCACAUGCCUACUCCAUUGCCAUUUCCAACGCGGCGAAGACCUCUAACGCGACCAUCGGCUCCUCUUGGACGCGUGGAUUGGCUGUCCAUCCCGUUGCCGCGGCCGUGACUUUCAUAGCUUUCAUCUUCUCCUUCUCGACACAUCAUGCCUUUACGCUCUUCUCUUCACUCUUGUCCUUCCUCGCGGCCUUGCUCACCCUGAUUGCCUUCGUGAUCGACAUCGUCCUUUACGCCCGAGUGCACCAUGAAGUAGGCAACAUUGCGGACGUCUCUGGACACACCACGACCAGUCCCGCCUUUUGGAUGACCUUUGCCUCGUUUAUUCUUCUCCUGUUGGCCGGCUGCACUGUCUGCUUCGGACGUCGUCGUGACCGCAUGUCGGGCGCGUCGGCCUACCCGAUGGAGACCUACAACAAGCCCAGCUUUUUCUCUCGGUUCCGCAGAAACAAGGCGGCGGCUUACUAAGGGAAUGCGAUGGCCCUUUUUAACAUGUUGUCUCUGAUUGGACAUUCGGUAAAACUUGAUAGCUUCUAUACCCCGUCUUCUUAGUGUGGUGCUUGAAUACAAUAUAAGAUCUUUUAUUUGUACCUAGGGCCCAUAACUCAGCGCCCAUACCCUCCACAUUUACCCCGGAAGUCAAUAUCUCUU
Mycena citricolor is the source of this 1188-nucleotide messenger RNA. NCBI's taxonomy places the organism in Eukaryota, Fungi, Basidiomycota, Agaricomycetes, Agaricales, Mycenaceae. The record is from the annotation of a GenBank genome assembly.